CAGUAGCAGAACUCGCGUGAUCGCGAAGCGCCACAGCGUCAGUAACAUUUAUUUCAUCUCCUCAUUUUCCGUGCCAUCUUCAGCGAUGAUACGUAGUGCAACGGGCAUCGAGUUAGUUUCUGUACACAGUUUGGAGUUUCUGCGGUUGAACCCCAACAUGUAAAUGUUAGCUCCCAGGGCGGUUAUGUUGAAUUCAAGUUUGCAUCACUCUGUCUUUCAUCGAAUUCUCGAGUCCCCCGGGAUAGUUCUCUAAUUGACGAGCUUUAUAUUUCGACUGUCGUGAUCAACGGCCGCAUUCACUGGUGUUCCAUGAAAUAAAUAAGUUUCUCAUAGGAAAAUGAGAAUUGUUGGGACGUCGAAGACUGUGGAAUUGGUUCUGUUCAUGCUGUGUAUUUUUAUCUGUAAUGGAGCGAACGUGAGGAGCAGCGGGAAUCUCAAGAAUACAAGGAAUCCCAGUAUCUCUUUGAACAUUGGAAUAUUGGAUGUCCCCUCAGCAUCCACCGAGGACAGUGGUAGCAGCCGGUAUCCAUCGAGCAGUCCCUCAGAAUUUCCUGAUACUUCGAAUGGGAACGGAUUCCCGGGGAAUACCCGGCCUGUGCGCCAGAAUCACCGCCAUUCAAAAUCCGAUGCCUCUCGCGGACUCUCCCUGAACUCAUUUCAAGGCCACCAACUGGAUCCGGGUGGAGACCAGAAUGGCCAUCAUUAUGAUGAAGUGAAUGAUCAGAAUAGACGUUCUGAUAUUAAUCGUCAACAUUUUAGCUCAUCCUCGGGGCGUCAGUCCCCUGAAGACUUCCGUCAUGAUCGUAAUAGUAAUAAUCGCGGGACGAGUAAUUUAACCCCAAAUUUAGGGGAUUCAAUAAGGAGUCCAAAACCUAAUCAAGACAUUUACGGAGGUGGAGUACUCUCUCAGUCGUCUGGCCGACAGAAUCACUACGAUAGCAACAGCCAAGCGGUAAGACGACUGGGUCAAAGCGGUUACCCGGGUAACGACGAGGGAAUAUCAUCUGGAGUUGAUAGUUUUAAUGGAAAUGUAAAUGUAGGCGGUGGACGCAGACCCCAAGUGUCUGGAGAAAACUCAGGUUACCAUUCGCUGAAUGCGAAUGCAGCAUCUCAGAGUGAAAAUGGAUACAGUAGCGGGAUCGAUGACAGUUUCGAUGGAAAUGAUGAUGGACCGGGGAGAGAGCCCUUACAAGGGAGUAAUGGGAGGAGACCUGGGAGUGGAAAUGGAUUCGGGGGGAAUCAGGAUGUGCGGAGACCUGAGAUUUCGAGAGGGUACAGGGAGGAUGCGGAUGACGGAGGAAGGGAUGAAAAUAACAGAAAAUCGAUAACAAAUUUACAAGGGGGUGAUGGGAGGAAGCCAUCGGGGGGCGGUGGGGGCUUUGCGAGCGGUUCUGGGGGGAGACAGAGGUAUGCGACGGAGAGAACGACGACCCGGGGGUAUCACGAGACGAGUACAACUAGACCUUAUCGAAGAACAACAUCAAGACCAGAAGAUGUAUCAGAGAGCGGCUGUCGCCUCCCUCGUCAGCCCCGAGCCGGUCAUUACGAUCUCGGCGGUUGUGAUGCGCCCUGUGAUAAAGAGCCCGGUGAUUUUGUACCCAACACGAGUGUAUUAACGUACACAUGUGACAAUGGCUUUGUGCGAAAUGGCAGUGCAGUGUCAGUAUGUUUGAACGACUCGUGGUAUAUGCCACCCUCGUGCCUGAGAACUUGUCCACCAUUGGAGAGCAUCAGUGUCGAUAUCACAUGCAAGUUACGGGACAGUGAAGUGGCAUGCGAUGUGCCCGUUGCACCUGGUACACGCGCAACUCUUGCUUGCAAACACUCUUACAAGAUUCCGUUGACGGAGGAUCCAGCGUACAGGGAGAUCAGGUGUUUGGAGGAUGGAGUCUGGGAUCGACAAUUGUUUAGGUGUCUUCCAAAAUGCGGUACGACGAUAGCACACGGAAGUACCCUAGUCGUAAAUGGUUUUACCGCCAAGGUCGGAGUGUUCCCCUGGCACGUUGGCAUAUACGAGAAGAAGUCGAGGCAUGUUUACGAGCAAAUCUGCGCUGGUACACUGAUAAACAGCAAUCUGGUUGUUUCAGCGGCACACUGUUUUUACGACGAGAGUAUAAACGAGCCGAAGUCGGCCUCCAAAUACUACGCGGCAGCUGGCAAACACUAUAGAAGUUGGAGCAGAGAAGAGGACUACUCUCAAAAGACCCGAAUCAAGACUAUCAAUAUCGCACAGAGGUACAUAGGUGCUCGAGGCAACUUCGCCCAGGACAUUGCCCUUUUGGAGGUUCAAACUCCAUUCGACUUGACUGAUCUUGUCCACCCAGUUUGCUUGGACUGGGACAACGUCCUCGAACGUGAGCAUCUACAAGUUGGCAGAUAUGGAAAGGCAGUCGGCUGGGGAAAAACACUGGAUGGUGAGCCCAGUGAGGAGCUUCAAGGAAUAAAUGUACCGUUCGUGUCAUUUGAUCAGUGUGUGGCUGACGUACCAAAGGAUUUCCGGGGCUAUAUAACACCGGACAAGUUUUGUGCUGGCUACAGAAACGGAUCGAGUCUGUGCGAGGGCGACAGUGGCGGAGGUUUGUGCUUCGAGAGCAAUGGCCUUUGGUACUUGCGGGGAAUAGUGAGUGUCAGCCCGGUCAAGGAUCACAGUUGUGAUUAUCAGUCGUAUACUGGAUUCACGUACUUCAGCCAUUUUCGGGACUGGAUUCGUAGUGCUUUUCUUAAAACGUAGGGGAGAUGUGGUUGAUGAUGAUGUGAUUUUGGUGGAGAAUAAAGAGAUGUGGAGAAUGUGUCGAUGAA
Messenger RNA from Diachasma alloeum, 2799 nucleotides. RefSeq lists its product as uncharacterized. Gene Ontology annotation, molecular function: serine-type endopeptidase activity. The transcript is spliced from 8 exons. The coding region runs from base 338 to 2731 and encodes 797 amino acids. The record is from RefSeq and is a predicted model, not a curated record. Lineage: Eukaryota; Metazoa; Arthropoda; Insecta; Hymenoptera; Braconidae. Gene Ontology annotation, biological process: proteolysis.